AUGUCAGCCAUACACGCGACUCACACUCCCGAUUUCGACGCUGGACCUCACCUAGGCCACGAUGUCACAGAGAAUAGAGGUACAGCAAGACACCUACCACUCGAUAACGGCCUACAAUGGGGCUCCGAUCCCAGCUUCUGUUACCAUGGAUUCUCCUGCCCUAUCGGCUCUUGGACAGAGGAACGCCUAGUCCGGAACCUGAUGCGCAACAUGGCAACUAUAUGCGACAGUGUGAACAUCGACUUCAAUUACGACGCUGAACUUAAGAAUCAUUACAAAUACGCUAAAGACCCCGAUCCGGUCCAGUUGAACGGGCUUGAUGUCUCUAGAUAUCGCCAAUACCGAAGUGAAACGCCCGGAUCGAUAUCCUCCGCGAGCACAUCCGGUUCUGAGAAGCGGAAAUCUGUUACUCCGCCAAGCUCGCUUGAGAAUCACGCUUCGCCACCCUCCAAGAAGCGUAAAUGCGUGCAGAAGCCUGGUCAGAAGCUUUGUCAUUGUCGAUCGGAAAAGAAAAGGCGGGAGAUCAUUGCGCAAGGGUAUCAAGAUAUUUCGAACAUUGUCCCUGCGCUUGGGAAGCAUAACUAUACCCGGAAAUAUGUUCUUGAGGAGGCGGCGAAAUUUAUCAUAUCUUUGACGGAGGGUAAUGAAUUAUUACGCCGGCGGUUAGAUGCAAUGGGAGAUCAAGAGGAAAGAAAUUUGAAAGAUCUGUUCCUAGAGAGCGAUUCAAAAAUGUGA
Messenger RNA from Penicillium maclennaniae, 735 nucleotides. RefSeq lists its product as uncharacterized. The transcript has a single exon. Gene Ontology annotation, molecular function: protein dimerization activity. NCBI's taxonomy places the organism in Eukaryota, Fungi, Ascomycota, Eurotiomycetes, Eurotiales, Aspergillaceae. The coding region runs from base 1 to 735 and encodes 244 amino acids. The record is from RefSeq and is a predicted model, not a curated record.